AUGGUACUUGUGUAUCUCAACAUAAAAAAAAGUCCCAAGAUUCAAAAUAUGCUAACAACAUCUACAGAAGCUCCUCCAGCAACAUCUCCUCCUCGCACCUCUCCUCGCACCCGUCCAGCCUCGUCGCCCGAUGACGGCAUGAGCUCUGAAGAGCGAGAAUUAGAAGAACAAGAAGAAGCAGAGAGAAAGAGAAAGGCUCGAGAGAAGAAGAAUAAGAAAAAGCCGGGCGAGGGAUCGAAACCUACGGGGAUUGUGAAGAAGAAGAAGAAGGAUGAUGAUGAUGAUGAUGAUGAUAGUGGUACUUAUAAGGGAAAGGCGAAGAAGGCGUUUUUGUUGUAUCAGUCUGGGAGGGGGUAUUAG
Messenger RNA from Sphaerulina musiva SO2202, 360 nucleotides. RefSeq lists its product as uncharacterized. The record is from RefSeq and is a predicted model, not a curated record. NCBI's taxonomy places the organism in Eukaryota, Fungi, Ascomycota, Dothideomycetes, Mycosphaerellales, Mycosphaerellaceae. The coding region runs from base 1 to 360 and encodes 119 amino acids. The transcript has a single exon.